Molecule: messenger RNA, 186 nt
Organism: Colletotrichum acutatum
Lineage: Eukaryota; Fungi; Ascomycota; Sordariomycetes; Glomerellales; Glomerellaceae
Exons: 2
Coding region: 1-186 (61 amino acids)
Source: RefSeq, a predicted model, not a curated record
AUGGCGAAGCUAUCUCUACUCAGCCUGAUGGAAUGGCUCAACGCCGAAGAAGGAAACUUCCACACCAGGUUAUUGUUUCUCAUGGCGACAAUUGCCGUCGGCAGCCUAUCUAUCGUAAAGGGCCUCGGGCUCCGCCAGGGAAGGGCUACUCGGCAGGACGCUGAACUGAGAGUCAUGGUGUUGUAA